Raphanus sativus (radish) is the source of this 419-nucleotide messenger RNA. RefSeq lists its product as uncharacterized. The record is from RefSeq and is a predicted model, not a curated record. Lineage: Eukaryota; Viridiplantae; Streptophyta; Magnoliopsida; Brassicales; Brassicaceae. The transcript has a single exon. The coding region runs from base 1 to 252 and encodes 83 amino acids.
AUGUGCUACAAAAAGAUUCUCCAACCUGUUAUUCCACCGCCAAAGUUACCGGCGGCAGAAGUGACGGUGACGACGGAGGUGGUAGCCACCGCGAGUGUCCGCGACGAUGGCGGUGAAAAGAAGGUGUGUGUGUGUUCACCGUCGAAGCAUCCAAGAUCGUUCAAGUGUAGGUAUCAUCAUCAUGAAUAUCAAUGGCUUCCUUCUUCUUCUUCUUCGUCCUCUUCGUCUUCUUCUUCUUCCCUCCAAAAAUGACAUAUCCAUAUGUAAUCUAUAACUAUAGUUAUAUAUUCAUGGGUAUUAGUUAAUUUAAUAAAAGUAUAAAUCGUGCAUGUUGUGAUUUUUAUUUAUAAUCAAUAACCAUAGUUUAUAUUCAUGGCUAUUUGUUAAUUCAAUCAAGGAAUAAAUCGUGCAUUCUGUGA